This is a messenger RNA of Wyeomyia smithii (pitcher-plant mosquito), 1287 nucleotides long. Its product is annotated as cuticle protein 7-like. The coding region runs from base 123 to 626 and encodes 167 amino acids. Gene Ontology annotation, cellular component: extracellular matrix. The transcript is spliced from 4 exons. The record is from RefSeq and is a predicted model, not a curated record. NCBI's taxonomy places the organism in Eukaryota, Metazoa, Arthropoda, Insecta, Diptera, Culicidae.
GGUACAGUAUCCGUCGAAGUAAGUGACAGUGCGGUCGUGUCCUAAUUCGAUCACUAAUCGCUAGAAUUGUUCUAGUUUGUGCAACAGCUACCAAGUGAAUCCCGGAACGAUAAUCAGGAAUAAUGGUGACCCAAAGUUGUGCGAUGCUGCUGCUGGUUGGCCUGGUAAUGUUUGGAUCUGGCGCGCUUGCUAGACCCGGAUAUGCCGUUGAUUAUUAUGAUCACCCCAAAUAUGCCUUCAACUAUGGAGUGGCGGAUCACACUACUGGGGAUGUCAAAUCGCAACAUGAAACCCGGGACGGAGAUGUAGUGAAAGGUCAGUACUCGCUGGUGGAACCGGACGGUUCGGUUCGCACCGUGGACUACACAGCUGAUCCAAUCAACGGAUUCAAUGCUGUCGUUUCGAAGACCGCCCCGCUCAUCCACCACGCCUCGGUCCCAGUGGUGAAACACGUCAAGGCGUACGUCCCGGCGCCCGUUCCGGUGCACAAAGUUGUCUACGCUCACGAGCCAGUGGUGCACGUCGCUAAGACCGCCCACUAUGCUGAACACGAACCUGUUUACGGUCACUAUAGCGACUACCAUGAUGGAUACUACGGCCACUAUGACGAUGGACAUUACUACUAACCGAAUCGGUAGGGAUUUUUAUCAUCAUCAUCGAAUUGUUCCUUCCUAGCAAAAUAGGAACGGAAGCCAGAAACGUCAAGUUCGUCUAUUACGUUGCAGUAGCGGCCCAAGAUCGUGCCGCUUUUACUGUCCAUACUCUUCCAAAGAGAACCGCUGUUAUGCGGUCUAGAUCUAGGUCAGGAUCUUUAUCGCAAAACCUUGCUCUCAAUACGAACCGCAAAGUGCAAUUAUCUAUAUGUAGUAUUUAAUUCUGAUUUGUUAAUGAAUAGUCUUACCAAUAGGUUAUGUCUCUCAACUUUUAUGUAUAUAUGUGUAAAGUUUUUCCUCCCAGCUGGUUUUCUCCAACGUUGUCUGUCGUCUGUGGAAAAAAAUUAAAAUAAUACAGAAUUGAAAACAUUUACCCCUGAUUUUACGUACCUUAACGUAAACGAUCAGAUUACUGCAUAAAAAGUCUAAAAACUGUUUAGCACCAAUUCUAUGAAAACAUUAUACCAAGCAGACAAUAAUUAACUCAAAUCAGACAAAUAGCACACAUAAUAACUAAUCGUAUAUCAUAAUUGUUGUUAAAAGGUCGUGAAUUGCAGUUGUAAGUAGCGCCAAAACGUGAUCGUCGCGAAGCCAGUUCUUAAAUAUAAGUACGGAAUUUGCAAAUAAAUUUGAA